Messenger RNA from Chlorocebus sabaeus (green monkey), 2613 nucleotides. RefSeq names its product transmembrane protein 147 (gene TMEM147). The record is from RefSeq and is a predicted model, not a curated record. Lineage: Eukaryota; Metazoa; Chordata; Mammalia; Primates; Cercopithecidae.
AGGUAGGGGCUGAGGAGACCCUGGGAGGAGCCCUCUGGGGAGGGACAUGAUUUCCACUUGCCAGGGAGCUGCUCUCAAUGUGUCAAGACAGAAACUGCAGGGCGGGAAGGGAGAUCUCACUGCCUCAGGGCCUUUGUAGUUGUUGUUCCUUUGGUCUGGAAUGCUUGCCCCCUCAGAUGACCACACAGUCUGUCCUUACUUCCUCCAAGUCCCUACUUCAACCUCCCUCUUCAGCAAGGCACCCCCUCAAAAGAUGUUCUUUCUGUGGCCCUAUUCCUCACCUGAAAUUUCUUGUCAGUCACUGUUGACCCCAAUGGUGUGUGCAUUCCAAGAAAACAGGGAUUUAGGGGCUGCGUUUUCACUUUUCUGGCUCCAACCUGGCAUACAGCAGGUGACCAAUACAUGCUUAGUGAACAAAAGACAACAGUUCUCAUUUUUUUCAAUACUUGUUCAGGGCCAGGCCAUGGCCAGGUGCCUUCUCUGUGAAGAGUGGAUGCCGUGGUCAUGGUGGACCCCGUACGUCUACCUUGGUGCUGUCUCCCUGCAUUAACUCCUGCAGGUCCACUUUCCCACAGUCACCAGGAUCUUUUGUUUUUAUGGAAUCACACUGCAUCACCCGUUUUCAGGAGUGAAAACACUCCUGUGGCCUUUCCUGACACUAGGGUUAAAACCCUCCGGUUCUCCGUUCCUGCAGUUCCUUCCACCUCAGACACUGUGUUGAGGGCCAGAGCCAGUGAGAUCUUCCUAGUCAUCUAGACCCAGGCUCAUGGCCACCCCUCAGAGAGGCCCUCCAUACCGGCCAUUCCAAACGCUUGCAUUAUUCCUAGGAAAGGGAUGUACUGGUACAGCAUGAGGGUGUUUGUGACCUGUGCCCUUUGGUCAGACCCCAGUAGAGUGCCUUGGUCCCUGUCCCCAGAGACUGAACACAGUAGGGCUACAUCAAAUAUAGAUGAAUGCAUGGAUGGGUGAUAGAGCUAAGAGCACUGUCAGCUCCUGGAGGUCCUUGCUCUGCCGGACACACUUAUCUUUGAAAUUCUGACGCCCAGGUCGUCUCUACGGACUUCAUCGGUGAUAGUCACUCGUCCAUCUUCGAUGCUAAGGCCGGCAUUGCGCUCAAUGACAAUUUCGUGAAGCUCAUUUCAUGGUAAGGGGAAAGGAGCUGGAGACUUGCAGGGGAACUAAGGGGUGGUCGGAAGGAACCUCCUUGAGCCUGCCAAUCCCUCCUGCACAGGUACGACAACGAAUAUGGUUACAGUCACCGGGUGGUCGACCUCCUCCGCUACAUGUUCAGCCGAGAUAAGUGAAACGGAAAGGUCCCUUCUUUCCUUCCCAGGGGCCAGGGCCGGUACAUGUGCCUCCCGUUCCUGCAUCUGGCUGCCCGGGGGAGGAAGGGCACCCGGGGCGGACGCCCCAGGCCGCUGGGUCCAUGGUGCAAUAAAAAACAGUGCUCACAGCUGCGUCCCGUAUUUCUGCGCCGGUCACGGCGGGUUCUGAUCCGGGUUUGAGGCCCGCCCCACCCUUACUCGAUCGCCUGCGCCCACGGGCGAGGGGUCGCGCUUGACGCCAAGCCGGGUUCCACUUCGGGAGACAGGGACAGCGAUGGCAGCGGGAGAGGCCCCGCAUGGCAGGAAGCCACACCCCACAGCGCUGGGCCGGGAGCGCUGGCAACCAGGCCCGGUCACGGGCUCUCUGACGUCACUGGGCGCGACACCCCGCGCCUGGACUACCGAUCCCAGAAGGUCGCGCGCGGGCCCCCGCCAGUCAGGUGGGCGCCAGGCCCUGGCCGUGGCGAAAGUACCGGCGGAGCCGGAGACGCCGCCUCGCGAUCCCGGCGCGGGCGGGACCGGGCGGCCGGCGUCAUGACCCUGUUUCACUUCGGGAACUGCUUCGCUCUCGCCUACUUCCCCUACUUCAUCACCUACAAGUGCAGCGGCCUGUCCGAGUACAACGCCUUCUGGAAAUGCGUCCAGGCUGGAGUCACCUACCUCUUUGUCCAACUCUGCAAGAUGCUGUUCUUGGCCACUUUCUUUCCCACCUGGGAAGGCGGCAUCUAUGACUUCAUUGGGGAGUUCAUGAAGGCCAGCGUGGAUGUGGCAGACCUGAUAGGUCUAAACCUUGUCAUGUCCCGGAAUGCCGGCAAGGGAGAGUACAAGAUCAUGGUUGCUGCCCUGGGCUGGGCCACCGCCGAGCUUAUUAUGUCCCGCUGCAUUCCCCUAUGGGUCGGAGCCCGGGGCAUUGAGUUUGACUGGAAGUACAUCCAGAUGAGCAUAGACUCCAACAUCAGUCUGGUCCAUUACAUCGUCGCAUCUGCUCAGGUCUGGAUGAUAACACGCUAUGAUCUGUACCACACCUUCCGGCCGGCUGUCCUCCUGCUGAUGUUCCUCAGUGUCUACAAGGCCUUCGUUAUGGAGACCUUCGUCCACCUCUGCUCACUGGGCAGCUGGACAGCCCUACUGGCCCGAGCAGUGGUAACGGGGCUGCUGGCCCUCAGCACCUUGGCCCUGUAUGUCGCCGUUGUCAAUGUGCACUCCUAGGCUUCGUGUCUCAGAUAUUGAUGUACCCUUUCCCUGCCUCGCUUCAGGUUUUAGUGAAGUAAACAGUAUUUGGAAAGUU